ACUACACUGAAUGGAGAAUAAAACUAAAUAUGAAUCAUAGCAGACGACUGUGUUAUAUCAAUAUUGAUAUUUAACGUGCUCUCUGUGCGUCACCACGCAGGCUGUGGGCGUGGCAGAGGGAGUCGACGGUUCUCGGCUGCUGAUUGGCGGUCACAUCACAGGCUGUGUUUGAUAACAUUGAGGCUCCGAAACAGGACGAGACGAGGACUGCGGCGUUAAGUAGGUUAUUAAUAACACCAUCAAUAACACCAGCAGGGGAGUAAAGCGUGCAGAGGAUACUUACAUAUCAAAGAAAAUCUCUCUACCUCUGCAUCCAGUGCUUUUCCAGUGUUUGUGCUAUCAGGGUGAUGUCAGCUGCAUGCCUCGGGCGCCUGGCAAGGUGCAGUGGUCCUCAUGUGGGACUUAGUGGUCUUUUACAGACGGCCCUAGUCCCAUUCCAGCAGGUCAGACACCCCCAGUUCACAAUCUUCCAGAGACAACUUUACAGCCCUUCAGGAAAACUGCACAGCAACACACGCUUUGAUGCAGACAGCAGUGGCCAACCCACUACUUGGGAUUCAUUUGGCAUCUGGGACAAUCGUAUUGAUGAGCCCAUCCUGCUGCCUUCCAGUAUUCGCUACGGCAAGCCCAUUCCCAAAGUCAGCUUGUCGAGGGUAGGCUGUUCCUCCCUCAUCGGUCAACGUAAGGAGAAUGAAGACCGCUUCCAGGUCUCCCAAAUGACUGACAGCAUCCUUUACUUUGCUGUGUUUGAUGGGCACGGUGGGCCAGAAGCAUCUGACUUUUGUGAAAAAUACAUGGAGAAAUUCAUCAAGGACCUUGUGGCGGAGGAGUCCAAUCUGGAAGUAGUUUUAACGAAGGCCUUCCUUGAAAUAGACAAAGCUUUUGCAAGGCACUUGCACUUCUGUCCAAAGGUACCCGGGAUGAAUGCAGGAACCACCGCCACUGUGGCGCUGCUGAGGGACGGCAUCGAGCUGGUGGUGGGCAGUGUGGGUGAUAGCCGCGCCAUGCUGUGCCGCAAGGGCAAGGCCCUUAAACUCACUGUGGACCACACUCCUGAUAGGAAGGACGAGAAAGAGAGGGUAAAGAAAAGUGGGGGUUUUAUCACCUGGAACAGUCUGGGACAGCCAAACGUCAAUGGCAGGUUGGCAAUGACGCGCAGCAUCGGAGACUUUGACCUGAAGAGCACAGGGGUCAUUGCUGAGCCUGAAACCAAGAGAGUAUCGUUGCACCACGCACACGACUCGUUCCUGGCGCUGACCACAGACGGCGUUAACUUCAUCAUGAAUAGUCAGGAGAUCUGCAAUGUCAUCAACCAGUGCCACGACCCCAAGGAGGCGGCUCAGAGAAUUUCUGACCAGUCUCUUCAGUACGGCUCAGAGGACAACAGCACGAUUAUCGUGGUGCCCUUUGGUGCGUGGGGAAAGCACAAGAGCUCGGACGCAACUUUCUCCUUCAGCAGAAGUGUUGUGUCGAGCGGUCGCUGGGCGUAGUCAUCAGGACGUCGGACGGAAAGGUUGUGGUGUGUGACCUAAUUCAUUUGUGCAAUACAAUCGAAAAAAACAGUGCCCUUGUGAAAACAUUAUAAAGAGUGUGGUUUGCCCGAACAAUAAUACCUAAGGAUUACAAUAUAUAUAUGAUAUAUGAUAUAUAUUAGCCUCGUUGUAGUAACAGGCAGUGGAUUCAUGAUGUGCACUCAAUCAAAAAUAUGCUCUUUUAUAAAUUAUUUUACCUACUAGCAAGCCAAUGACCUUAUGGUUGCUAAAAGCAGGUGCUUGAAUGGAAGACAUGUAGGGCUGUACCGAAUAGUUUGCAGCUUAACAACUUUGAUGAGUUGCAAUUUCAAAAAUAGUGCAUCUAGAUCGUUUGAAGCCUGCAGUCUUUCAAUUUCUCAGUCUCAAGGGUGGGACUACAUGCAUAGACGAGAGUGGGGAAAAUACAACAAUUGAACUGCGUUCAUUUGUCAAUUGAUUGGAAUUAAUUGAAUUCUUGCAUGAGAAUGCAAAAUCUACUUAAAGGUACAGUGUGGAGCAUUUAAGGGGAUCUAUUGGCAGAAAUGGAUUGUGAUAUCAAUAAGCAUGUUUUCUUUAUAUAAUGUGUAAAAUCACCUGAAACUAAGCAUUGUUGGGAAACCAAAUCAAACACUGGCUCCAGAUAUCACCAUUUGUGUUUCUGCAUCGGUCACCGUAGUUCUCCUACACGCUUGGCAAACCGGAGAAGUUUCAGUUGACCGCUAGACGUCUCCAGAUCCUACACACUGCACCUUUAAAUGUAAAUAGAAACGUCACCACUUCUGAAGCAAAUUAGCAUCACGACCAAAAUAAGUCAGGUCAAGGUUUUAGUAUCGGUACAGUUUCCUGAUCGUCAUCUGGGUCAAAGCUUCUAAGUAUUCUCUUCUACAUGUAUCUCCUCUUCUAAAGGCUUCCACUUAAACAAUGCACUUAAUGUUUUUCGAGGUAAUUAUAAUAAUUACUGACGCACCAAAAGUAAUGUCAAUGUUCAAUGGCACACUCUUGACGGUUCUGGCAAAAUCAACCCUGAAUGUUCUCUGAUCUUGUGAAAUAGUGUGAAUGAAGCUGCUUAAUGCUAUUUAAAUGAACAGCAUUUGAGUGGCUGCUACAAGAUAUUCAUGUUUUGUGCUGUAUGAGUGUUAAUAUCUGUACUGAUUUGAAACAGGUAUUGUGGGUGCACUAAGAAGUGUUCAGAGUAAAGAAAUGUACAGUGUAUGUUUUGUAAAUAAUUAUAUUUAUGUACAUCUGGAAAACUGGUAGUUCUCAUUACGUAACAACUCCUCCUAAAGAAAGUCUCCUAUCAGAGCAUUUCACCAACACAGGACUUUAGUUAGGUGCUUUCAUUGUGUAAAGCUACGUCAUUUAUAUUGUAACUUCUUUACAAUCUAAUUCCUCAUUUACACCAUUUAUGUGUCACUCAGAAAGAUCAAAGCACACUUAAUGCAACGCUAAAGAAUUGUUCAGCCAAGAGCCAUGUUUGACAAUGUGAAUGUUUGCUUGAAUGCCCUCCAUGACUAAGAAAUAUCAAUCAAACCACGCAGGGUAUAGAAGUUAUUGAGAUGUAUGAGUUGUCUUUGCUGACCUCGUGUGAGUGGAUACAUACACCGACUUAAACCAUCAGAUCGACUCUCCUGUUUUUGUUCACUGUUGAGCUUUUGUUUUGUGGUUGUUAAAGCUAGAGAAAUGCAACACUUCCUAUUUAUCCUCAUUGUUCUAUUUGCAAAUGUUGUGUAGCUAUCAGUUUUUUCCCUCAAACACCAUUUGUAGAUGUUUUGUAAAUACUGUUUUGCUCAUUCGCAUAUUGAAUGAAAACCUUGAAAUAUCAUAUGGACUUAUAAUUAACACGUCCUCCUUACAAACCUCCUUAUCGUUAAAGUUAUCUAUCACAGCGUGCUCAGUUUUAAUUUACUGUAUUUUGUUUCACUGCCUUUUAAAUACAACUAUUGUAACUGUGGACCUGUAUCUGGGACCUAAAUGUGACUGUUUCAACAACACUAUGUUAGUAAUGUAUUCCUGGUCUGAAUGGAUUGUCCCUUCAAUUAAAAACCUAACAUCAAAGAUGAUCAACACAUUUCAUUUCUUGUCCAUUUCAUCCAGAAACG
Molecule: messenger RNA, 3610 nt
Organism: Anoplopoma fimbria (sablefish)
Lineage: Eukaryota; Metazoa; Chordata; Actinopteri; Perciformes; Anoplopomatidae
Gene: ppm1kb
Product: protein phosphatase, Mg2+/Mn2+ dependent 1Kb
Exons: 7
Coding region: 348-1490 (380 amino acids)
Biological process (GO): protein dephosphorylation
Molecular function (GO): protein serine/threonine phosphatase activity; cation binding
Source: RefSeq, a predicted model, not a curated record